CUGCGGAGGAGUGGCCCCGCCCCGCGCCCCGCUGGCGUCGGAGGAGGCGGAGCUUCUAGAGAGGAGGCGCGAAGGCUGGGCGUCUGGGCUGCUGGCGGGACGCACCUGGCCCGGGAGAGGAGAUCCGGUUGGAAAGAAACUGCAGCAUGUCCUGGAGCAGCAGUGACUUCCGACCCUCUGCAAAAGUAUUUGGGGAGAAUGGCGUGUUGGAGGAGCAGAAAUCUCCAAAAUUCAAGAAAAGAGAGACAGAAGUGUACGUUGGCAAUCUCCCACUGGAUAUCUCUGAGGAGGAGAUUCGGUGCCUUCUAAAGGACUUCAGCCCUCUCCAUGUCCACAGAGUCCAGAAUGGCUGCAAAUGCUUCGCAUUCGUAGAUCUGGGCUCCAUGCAGAAAGUGGCACUUGCCAUCCAGGCACUGAAUGGGAAGCUCUUCCACAAGCGAAAACUAUACGUGAAUUCCAGCAACAGGUCUCCCAAGAGGACCCCUGAUGUGACCAAGCGGCCCCAGGAGCUGCUGAUUUCAGAGAAGGCCUCUGCUCAAGGAUUUGCUGGAACCACUGGACUCCACUUUCUGCCUUCAGCUUGUCCACAGCUCACUCCUAAAGCUUCUGGUGAGCCCUGUGAGACAGAGAAACCCAAGACAAGCUUCUUUGCAGUUCCCAUGGAAAUGAGAGGGUCCUUCUUGGUGCUGCUCCUAAGGGAAUGUUUCCGAGACCUGGGCUGGCUGGCCACCAUCCCCAGCAUCAGCGGGGAGGUGGGGCUGUUGGUGACCAGUACUGUCCCUCAGACCCCCUUCUUCUGGGCCAUGCACAUCACCGAGACACUGCACCGAAACAUGCUGGCCCUGUUCAGCGCCCUGGCCGAGGCGGAGGAGCAGCAGCCCUACCUGCAUGACUCGGCGGUGCGGCGCGGGACCCGCGGUCUGGCCGAGUACCACCUGGGCAGUUACGGGCCGGCCUGGAACAGGUGCUGGGUGUUGGACCGCGUGGACUCCUGGGUGGUGGUCAUGUUCGUGGAUUUUGGCCGAUCGGCCACCAUCCCGGUACAGUCCCUGCGCACCCUGGACAGUGAUGACUUCUGGACCAUCCCCCCCCUGACUCAGCCGUUCAUGCUGGAGAAAGGUAUUUUGAGUUCAAAUCAGGUUAUCCAUUGCAUCCUCAAAGGGAAAAUCACCGGUGCUUUGAACUUGGAGUCACACAUCCUGAAGUUUGAAGAGUUUAAGUGACGUGGCUACGAUCAGCAUGUUCCCUCUCCUGUCUAGAUUCUGCCCACUCUGCCCUUUUACUCUUGAGGCCUUGGGGGUGACAGAGGCCACAGCGGUGCCCAGGACUGCUUGGAUUCCCCCAGCUCACUUCUCAAUGUGUCGUGUGUCUUCACCGUGAACAUUUGAACCAAACAGGGAAGCUUCCAUGAGGUUGAAAGUCUGAUGUAGCCAGUGUAUUCUUUCCUGUCUUUUUUUUUUUGUAACCCCAGAACAUGAUAUAAGUUGCCCUGACAGAGUCUGGAGAAUGGAGGGGCCCACUGCUUAAUUUUCCUGGCAUUCCAUUGUAGAAUCAGGUAGGGAGCAUCUAAACAUUGAUCUGUUGGCUUGGUGAAUAAAUGUUGGCAUGCUUCACA
Cervus elaphus (red deer) is the source of this 1615-nucleotide messenger RNA. It is a transcript of the gene TDRD10, whose product is annotated as tudor domain containing 10. The record is from RefSeq and is a predicted model, not a curated record. The coding region runs from base 147 to 1223 and encodes 358 amino acids. The transcript has 13 exons. Gene Ontology annotation, cellular component: cytosol. NCBI's taxonomy places the organism in Eukaryota, Metazoa, Chordata, Mammalia, Artiodactyla, Cervidae. Gene Ontology annotation, molecular function: mRNA binding.